Oreochromis aureus is the source of this 1044-nucleotide messenger RNA. RefSeq names its product interferon-induced protein 44-like. The coding region runs from base 43 to 930 and encodes 295 amino acids. The transcript has 8 exons. Lineage: Eukaryota; Metazoa; Chordata; Actinopteri; Cichliformes; Cichlidae. The record is from RefSeq and is a predicted model, not a curated record.
CAUACAACAGGAAAAAAUUACUUAGGUACAAGUUUUCAAGCAAUGGGAGGAGAAAAGUCUCGACCUGUAAACCCUCCAAAGAUUUUAAGUGAGGAAUGGAGGAAAAUGAAGUGGAAUGGCAAAAACAAUGAUCUCCAGUACAUAAAAAAUUACAAGCCUCAUAACUCUGAGCUCCAGCACCUCAGAAUUCUUCUUCAUGGACCCGUUGGUGCCGGCAAGUCCAGCUUCAUCAACUCAGUUGACACUCUUUUACAAGGCAGAAUGACCUCAAGAGCUUUGGCAGAUGCAACUUCUGCAGCGAGCUUCACUAAAACAUACAGAACUUUCAAAAUCCAAAAAGGAGGACCAGAAGUUUUUUAUCCUUUUGCCUUCACUGACAUCAUGGGCCUUGAGAAGACCAUGAGCCAUCCCAACGAGAAGCACAGAGGAGUUAAGGUGGAAGACAUCAUACUGGCCAUGAAGGGGCACGUGAAGGAUGGUUACAAGUUCAAUCCUGAAUCUUCGUUAUCUGAACAUGAUCAUGACUACAACAUAGUGCCCACUCUAAAUGACAAAGUUCAUGUUUUAUUGUCUGUGAUCGAUGCCAGCAAAAUGGAACCUCUGUGUGAUGAUAUAAUAAAACAGAUGAGGACUAUCAGACUUGCAGCCAGUGCCAUGGGAAUUCCCCAAAUGGCAAUUCUCACCAAAAUUGAUGAAGCCUGUCCAGUAGUCAAAGGAAAUAUGAGAAAUGUGUAUAAGAGCUCCCGUUUGAAGGAACAGAUGGAGAAAGUGAGUGUGUAUCUGGGUAUUCCACUGUACUGCAUCUUUCCUGUCAAGAACUACCACUCUGAGACCCAAACAGAUGAUGACGUCGACGCACUGAUACUGGCUGCUCUGAAGCAGAUGAUCGACUUUGGAGAGGACUACGUCAACAACCUGCAGACCUGCUGAACCUUGUUUAUUGUUGUGUUAAAAUGACUUUUGGGUCUGAACAGGAAUGUCAGAGUAAUUCUUUGCAUGCUGAUUUUCAUUUCCUUGGCUAAAGCAUUUACUCUUAGAUUAGAA